This is a messenger RNA of Canis lupus familiaris (dog), 1560 nucleotides long. RefSeq names its product NK2 homeobox 3 (gene NKX2-3). NCBI's taxonomy places the organism in Eukaryota, Metazoa, Chordata, Mammalia, Carnivora, Canidae. Gene Ontology annotation, molecular function: RNA polymerase II cis-regulatory region sequence-specific DNA binding; DNA-binding transcription factor activity, RNA polymerase II-specific. Gene Ontology annotation, biological process: cell differentiation; regulation of transcription by RNA polymerase II. Gene Ontology annotation, cellular component: nucleus. The record is from RefSeq and is a predicted model, not a curated record. The transcript has 2 exons. Bases 432 to 1529 code for a protein of 365 amino acids.
GGAAUCGGUAGUUCGGGCACCCAGGGCAGUGCGGCCUCACCCACAACGACUUGGACUUCGCGACUCUAUACUAGUCCUUUAUUUCUGGUAGCGCCACAGCACCCCAACUCCGCGGAUGCGGGGGGGCGUGGUCCGCAUGAGCCAGAACCAAUGGGGAGGGAGGCCGAGGCGAGAGCCCCGCCCCCGACGUGACGCACGACCCCCGGACACAGGCUUCGCAGCCCCGGCCCCAGUCCCUGCAGUGGCUGUAACAAAACCCAGACCCCCAGGUCCGGGCCAAUGGAGGCGAUUUAGACUGGAGCCGGACCGCGUCUGUCAAAAGCCCGACUCGGCAGCAGCGGCAGAGUCCAGGAGAGCUGGAGCCGCAGCGCUGCUUCCCCGCCCCCGCCGGGAUUUAUUGAGUAUUUGGACUGGACAAUUAAGUGGCCCUGAUGAUGUUACCAAGCCCGGUCACCUCCACCCCUUUCUCAGUCAAAGACAUUUUGAAUCUGGAGCAGCAGCAGCAGCACUUCCACGGCGCGCACUUACAGGCGGACUUGGAGCACCACUUCCACUCGGCGCCGUGCAUGCUGGCCGCCGCCGAGGGGACGCAAUUUUCUGACGGAGGAGAGGAGGACGAGGAGGAAGAGGGAGAGAAACUGUCCUAUUUGAACUCACUAGCCACAGCCGACGGCCACGGGGGUUCGGGGCUCUGUCCCCAGAGCUAUGUCCACACGGUCCUGCGAGACUCGUGUAGCGGGCCUAAGGAACAUGAAGAGGAGCCCGAGGUCGUGAGGGACCGGAGCCAAAAAAGCUGCCAGCUGAAGAAGCCCCUGGAGGCGGCCGGAGACUGCAAGGCGGCGGAGGAGAGUGAGAGGCCUAAGCCACGGAGCCGCCGGAAGCCCCGGGUCCUCUUCUCGCAAGCGCAAGUCUUCGAGCUGGAACGCAGGUUCAAGCAGCAGCGGUACCUGUCGGCGCCCGAGCGCGAGCACCUCGCCAGCAGCCUGAAGCUCACGUCAACGCAGGUCAAGAUCUGGUUCCAGAACCGCAGGUACAAGUGCAAGAGGCAGCGGCAGGACAAGUCCCUGGAGCUGGGCGCACACGCGCCCCCGCCGCCGCCGCGCCGCGUGGCGGUGCCGGUGCUGGUGCGGGACGGCAAGCCGUGCGUCACGCCGGGCGCGCAAGCCUACGGCGCGCCCUACAGCGUGGGUGCGGGCGCCUACUCCUACAACGGCUUCCCCGCCUACGGCUACGGGAACUCGGCCGCCGCCGCCGCCGCCGCCGCUGCCGCCGCCGCCGCCGCCGCGGCCUACAGCGGCAGCUACGGCUGUGCGUACCCGGCGGGCGGCGGCGGCGGCGGGGGCGGCGGGGCCUCAGCGGCGGCCGCGGCCAUGCAGCCCGCCUGCAGCGCGGCCGGAGGCGGCCCCUUUGUGAACGUGAGCAACCUGGGCGGCUUCGGCGGCGGCGGCGGCGCACAGCCGUUGCACCAGGGUCCCGCGGCCGGGGCUGCGUGCGCGCAGGGCACCUUGCAGGGCAUCCGGGCCUGGUAGGGACGCGGCGGAUCCCCACGCGGCGGGCGCC